AUGUCAAGCGAUAGUGAAAACUCUUCAAAUGAGGACUAUUCUGAUCAUUUGCACUUGUUCAAAUCUUCUUUAGACGUGGGAUCGCAUUUCAUUGAUAUAGAGCCAGAUAAUGAGUUGGUAUUUGUUUAAUAAUAAGGCAGCCUGCAUGCAUAAUUGAUGAUAAAAAACGUAACCUCUAAGGCAAAUAUUGCUUUUUUCAUAUUUACUUCCUCAACUAUUCCUAUUGAAAUCAUUCCUAAAUAUGGAUUUUUGAGCCCAACUUAUUAAUAACCUGUGCAAUUAACAUGGAAAGAGAACACUCAUGCAAUGUUUUUCAUCAAGGCUCUUCCAAUUAGCAAUGAAAUGAAUGUAACUAAAUGCUAUUAAUAGUAAAUCUAGGUUUAAGAAAUGAAUCAGAAUAUUGAUGAGGUUUUUAAUAACUACAACGUGAAUAUUUUAUUUACAGUUGCAGCUUUACCAGCUAGAGUAACCAAUUUAGUUCCUUUUAUCAAAAUGAAUGAGGGUUAAACAAAAGGAAUCAAUUAUUAAACUUAAAGUUCAUCAUUAACUCCUACGAAUAGAGUAGAACAGAAAACAAAUAAUCCAAGCUCUAGUAAAUAAUUUACUGAAGAUAAAAAAAAUCAAAAUGUGGAGAUCAAGUAUGUAGAUAAGAAUAAAUAGUCUUUUGGCAGGGUUCAUCCAGAGUAAUAGUUUUAGGAACUUGAUAGUGAGAAUUAUAGAAAUAAAAUCAACAGUAGCAUUAAUGGUGGAAAUUAUGAAAAAGAAGAGGAGAAGGAAUAAGAUAGAGGCAAUAAAAUGGGCUCUCAAUCAAUACCAUCAUAGGAGUACGCUAAUGAGAAAAUAGGUCAUUACAUACCAAAAACUAAAAGAGCUGAGAUAUCCAAAGAAAUAAGAGGAGCUCAUUUCAAUCUUGGAUAUGACAAUGAGAUAGGCUAGUCAGUAUUCAAGGAAGAUUACAAAGCUAGUGUUUUAGAAAAUAAUAAGAAAGAAGGAGAAAGUGGAUCAAAGUUUCUCGCAUAAAAUAGGAAGACUAAUAUUGCACUGAGUGCUUCAAAAACUUUCUAUAACCAGACAGUGAACAAUCAGUUUUUCAAUCUUAGACAAUCGUUGUAAAAACCUGAUCUUACUCAAGGUAAAGGCCUUGGGGCAGAUGGAAAAUUCAUAAAUCCAGAAGUAUUAAAAAGCGAUUUGUAAAAGGAGCAUUUUAAACUUGGAAGUGAUUAGUCAACUCUUAAGACAACAAAUAUGGAUUUAGAUGGACUUCAGAAUACAAACAAAGAGUCAAUAGCAUAUGAAAACGCUUAAGAGAAAAAGAGGAAUUAGAAGAUAAAAUCUGAAAUGAGAUAAACUCAUUUUAACUAUGGAAAAGAUCAAACAGUCUACUCAACAAGCAAUUUCUCAAAUUUUAAGGAACAUGAUCUUGCCUCUGUUAAUGAUAAGGAAAUGAGAAACGUUAAUAAUAUUUUCAAAGGGUUGAGUGAGUCAUAGAGUGGCUAAAGAUUUAAGAGUUAAUCCGCGAUAGGAAAGAUAAAUGAAUCUCCUUUGAAAGUUAUUUAAGAAAAUUCUACUUUUGAAUAGUAAUCUCCAAUGAAGUAAAUUAGUCAACAACUCAAGAAAAGCAGUAUUGAGAUGGGAAAGAAAAACAUGCCAGAUUAUACUUCAAUGAAUAAGUUACAACAACAGACAAUAUUGUAUGGUGGAAACGGCUCUCCAUAGCCAUUUAGAUCAAGCAAAUAUAGUCCUACUUCAAAUGGUAGAAUUGAAUCUAAAACUUCACAAUAAACAUUCUCAAAACUUUAAAAAGAUGAAGAUCAUGAUUGUGGCAGAGCUUCAAUCAUGAAAGUUCAUUCUAUGGAAAAUAUAGAGGAAAUAAAGAGACUUAAAAAUAAUCUAGCUUCAAGUCAUUUUGUAAUUGGAGAUUAGAGAAUUACUCUUAAGGAGGCAAGAACCAUCUCAAAGGUAUCUUAUCCUGGUGGUCAGGAAAUGACCUCAGCUCUUGAGUAAUCUCCAGUUGAUAAAAGAAACAAUGAAAAACUUAGCAAUUACCUUAAAAAAGAAAGCUUUAAAGUAGGAUAGUACAAUAACCAUAUAAUAAAUUAGAAAAAUCUCUAAAACUUCUAUACUUCGGUUUAUAAAAAUACAAAUGACCUUGAAAAGUUGAAGCAAGGGAAACCUGCAGUCAAAGCAGAGUGUGAUGCUAAUCUAGCUAGUAUUAACUUAGGUUCCUACAAUGAACCCGAAUUAAUUAAAAAGCUAAGCGAGAAAUAGGCUAGAUUCAGUGGAUCAUAGGCAUAGUAAUUAACCAAAGAAGAGUUGCUCAAAGCGAUGAAUGAUAGAGAAAAACUUAGUAAUAAAAUAAGAAGUCAUAAUUUUGAGCUGCACUACAUACCUAAGAAUAGCAUUGAUGAAAAACUUCACUUUGACUCAGUUUAGAAUUAAAUGCAUAAGAAAAUACAUGAUUCUUAUAAUAGAGAUGAUUUCAAUCAGUAAAAAGAUAACUCUUAACAACUCAAAGCAUAUUUAUAAAAGAGCCAUUUAAGCAUUGGCAACCAUAAUAACAAUCAAAAUCAACUGCAAAAUGAUAUGAAACUUUCAAAUACUUAGCAAUCAUAAUUUGAUGGGCUGAGCAAUUAGAGGCAAAGAAAUUUUAAUCAGAAGCCAGUUAAAAGCAUGAGAACAAAUAGCGAGGUUGUUUUGGGGAUAGGAAAAAAUGAUUAUGGAACAAGCAACAAAAACUUUUUUGGUUGGAUCUAACCAAAGGUUUAAUUAUGA
This is a messenger RNA of Stylonychia lemnae, 2772 nucleotides long. The record is from the annotation of a GenBank genome assembly. Lineage: Eukaryota; Ciliophora; Spirotrichea; Sporadotrichida; Oxytrichidae.